Messenger RNA from Acanthocheilonema viteae, 718 nucleotides. The record is from the annotation of a GenBank genome assembly. NCBI's taxonomy places the organism in Eukaryota, Metazoa, Nematoda, Chromadorea, Rhabditida, Onchocercidae.
GUGGACCACUUGGAAUAACGAUUGCAUCCAGUGAUGAACGUUAUGAACCUGUAUUGAUAUCAUAUCUUGCACCAGGUGGAUUAGCUGAAAAGACAGGAGCGUUACGUAUUGGUGAUCGAAUUCUUGCAGUAAACAAUGAGUCGGUUGAAGGUAUAAAAGCAGCUGAUGUAAUGCAUUUACUACAACAAUGUACCGAUCCUGUUACAAUUAAAAUUAUGCGAAUCUUUGAUCCAUCAACAACUCAUUCAACCGGUUCAUGGCAUUUAUCAAAUUCAUCACAAAUAGAUAGAAUUCGAUUACAGCAUAAUAUAGCGAUGUCCGAUUCAUACAGCGAAACUUCGGAAAAAAUAAGUACACCAAUUCAAAGUAUCGAUAGUGCUGUGGAAAGCUUGGAUGAUUCACCGGGUAAUAUACCAAAGUAUCAUAGUGAUACACAACGGUAUGUAAUCGAUGAACAAUUACCCAAUACUUCAUUAAAUUAUGUUGAAGAACAAAUUGAUUACGAGAGGAUAAAUUAUCCUAGCGGUAGUGCACAUUCAUCCGGAUUAUCUGGUCCAUUCAGCGGUGAAUCACGAAAAAAGCCUAGUGUAUAUUGGAUGGAGCAAGGACAAGGACAGGGACAAGGUCAGUGGGAAAGAAAUUUAAAUUUACCAACGGAUAAAUCACAUUCACAACGAUGUGAUUGUCAUAAAACAACAAAUUUAGAACCGGAAAAUUG